CAAAUCUAGUGAGAACCACAAAAAACAGAACCCAACGUGGGGCAUGUAUAUUCCAGGUUUCCCAAAAUCCAAUCAUUCUUUUUUGCUCCACUCUUAUGGCUUCCACAGCAACACCUUCUCCACACAUUCUACUAUUCAAACCAAUCUUAGGAAACACAAAAACAGCAAUAGUAAGGUUUUUUAGGACAACGACAACCACAAAAUCUUUUCGAAUUUUGCAAGUUCAUGCUUCUAAGGACUCUCAAAGACCCCAAAAAGCACCACCUGGAACUGACACGAGAAUCCAUUGGGAAAAUGAAGAUGAAGGUUGGAUUGGAGGUAGCACAAAACAGAAACAAACUAAUGGAGAGGUGAAACCUAAGAAGCUUUUGGGUGAAGACUUUGCUGAUUUGCUAAAUUUUCAAGGUUCUCAUUAUGAAUUCUUGGGAAUAUCACCAGAGUCUGAUGUAGAAGAAAUCAAAGUAGCUUUCAGGAAACUAUCAAAAGAGUAUCAUCCAGACACAACUUCACUCCCUCUAAAAACUGCCUCAGAAAAGUUCAUGAAACUAAGAGAAGUUUACAGUGUUCUUAGCAACGAAGAAAGAAGGAGAUUUUAUGAUUGGACACUGGCUCAAGAGGUUGCGAGUCGUCAAGAAGAGAAGUUGAAAAUAAAAUUAGACGAUCCUUAUGAGAUAGCAUUGAAGAAUUAUAAACCUGUUCCAGACAUGGUUGAUCGACUUGGUGGAAAGAAUAUGAAGCUUAGUGAUCAAGCUGUUUCUGCUAUCACUAUUGAUGUUUUUAUCAUUUUUUUCUCCAUAUGUUGUAUCACUUAUGUAGUUUUCUUUAAAGAACAGUAAUAGUACAGUACUGAGAAUUAGCCAGCCAGUUAGAAUCUGUAUCUGGAAAUUGUAUAUUUUGUUUUAAUCAACUAGAAAAUUAUAUGUGA
Messenger RNA from Lathyrus oleraceus (garden pea), 925 nucleotides. RefSeq names its product NAD(P)H-quinone oxidoreductase subunit T, chloroplastic. The transcript is spliced from 2 exons. The coding region runs from base 96 to 836 and encodes 246 amino acids. The record is from RefSeq and is a predicted model, not a curated record. NCBI's taxonomy places the organism in Eukaryota, Viridiplantae, Streptophyta, Magnoliopsida, Fabales, Fabaceae.